AUGGAUCAACUAAAAAAUCAGCUUUCAAAUCUGAAAAUAAGCUAUGAAAAUACAGACAAUAGACGUGAAUUAGUAUCUUUGCUAGAAGAUGCUUUAUCACAGAAAAUAGAAAAUACAGAAAAUCAAAUACUAUCUACCGAUAUGUUGGAUUCAAACGAAGAAAUAAGGUUGGGCACUAAAGGAAAAUCAAAAAUUUGGAAAAAAAGGGAGGUGGUAAAAGAAUUAGUAAAGUACAUUAUAGUACUUCUGGAGGGGUAUUUUUUAGCAGGAAAUUUAAAUAAAAGUGAUAGAUAUAGCGUGCAGGAAAUGUGGAAUGAACUUACGAAAUUGGCGGAGAAAGAACAUUAUUCUGUAUCACUUAAAAAAAAAAUCCCGGACAGAUUCUGGAUGUAUUUAUAUCGAUAUUGGUUUAAAAACUUGAUUUAUGAUUACUAUCUUGUACAAAGGGUAAAAAUGUAUAUUCAUCUGGUUGAUUUAGAUGAAUAUCAUGGAGGAUUGGGAAAAGGUCAUGAUGGUGGUAGUGACGAAGAAAAAAAUGUUUUUAUUGGCUGGAAUCAUGAUCUAAAAGAAAAGUCAGUUAAUAUUAAUUCGAAUAUGUGUUGA
This is a messenger RNA of Rhizophagus irregularis DAOM 181602=DAOM 197198, 603 nucleotides long. The record is from RefSeq and is a predicted model, not a curated record. NCBI's taxonomy places the organism in Eukaryota, Fungi, Glomeromycota, Glomeromycetes, Glomerales, Glomeraceae.